Messenger RNA from Rhipicephalus sanguineus (brown dog tick), 4799 nucleotides. Its product is annotated as transcription factor E2F7. NCBI's taxonomy places the organism in Eukaryota, Metazoa, Arthropoda, Arachnida, Ixodida, Ixodidae. The coding region runs from base 275 to 2956 and encodes 893 amino acids. The record is from RefSeq and is a predicted model, not a curated record. Gene Ontology annotation, molecular function: DNA-binding transcription factor activity, RNA polymerase II-specific; RNA polymerase II cis-regulatory region sequence-specific DNA binding. Gene Ontology annotation, biological process: regulation of transcription by RNA polymerase II. The transcript has 15 exons. Gene Ontology annotation, cellular component: RNA polymerase II transcription regulator complex.
GGGCGUUACCGUUUGAGCGUGUCGUGUGUGGGUGCCUGCAAGCUGCGCGGACGCGUUUCUCCCUGCUGUGGCUUCACCAUGCUUGGACAUCUGGUUGGGGCAACGCGGUUCCGCGAUCGUUGCCGCCGGAGUUGAUGCUGGCCGACGGAUAGAUUUUACCCGAUCGGCAAACAGCGGAGACGACCACGGCGUUGGCCGGCGUCGCCGGCGCGAAAACCCACGACGCCGUCGUUUCCGGGAGACCGCGCACUCAAACAAGAUCAGGAGCGACGCCAUGUCUGAAUACUGUCUCCAGCCGUGCAGCACCAACCAGAACAUCAUGUUUGUCAGGACGAGGGAGCCCAUCGCGGACGACGUCUUCAGCCCCGCGUCGUCGCCCAAGCGGCUGUGCCUUGACACCGAGUCGCCAAACUCCUGCGAUGUGGACGCGAUAGCCCGCAUCAUGACACCCACGCCGCCAUCCGAGUCCCCUGUGAAACGGCCCCUCCAGGACGUCACUCUUCGUUGUAACAACAGCGGCAGCUCGUCGCCCUCGCUGUCGCCUUCGCCCGGCACCCCUACAAAGUCCGGCAACGACUUCUUGGGCAGUCCGUCGGACGACCCCAUGACCCCGACGGCUCGCCUCAAACUCUUGUCCCGUCUAGCUGCCGAGCGAUUGCCCUAUGCGAGCGGGGAAAACGGAAUGGACGACGAGCUCUCCAAUCACAGCAGCAACUCCGAGAACCAGAGGCCGACCAGUCGGAAGGAGAAGUCCCUCGGCCUGCUCUGCCAAGCGUUCUUGGCCCUUUAUCCCGAGUACACGGAACCAUCGGACAAUAUUAUCGUGUCCCUAGACGAAGUCGCCAAACACUUGGGCGUGGAGAGGCGGCGAGUGUACGACAUCGUCAAUGUCCUGGAGAGCGUCGGCAUGGUCACCAAGGAGGCCAAGAACAAGUACCGCUGGUUUGGCAAGGGGGCGCUGCUGGAGACCUUGCCGAAGCUCAAGGCCCUCUCCGAGAAAAGCAACAUAGCUGGCCAGAUCCACUCGGUGAAGGACUUUGAGUUCAACCAUUCCCUCGAGAUGAGCAGCCAGCUGUUUGUGGUGCCCUCCAACGAGGCCAUCAACUCGGGCCAGGUCACGGCGGCGUCCAUGGCCGGCGACAGUGGAGGAGUGGGCGGAGGCGGCGCAGCCUCCGUGCAAGACUUGGAACUGCGCCGAGAAAAGUCCAUGGGCAUCAUGAGUCAGCGCUUUCUCAUGCUGUUCCUCACGUCGCCGCCGAAAACCGUAAGCCUUGACUUGGCCGCCAAGGUGCUCAUCGGUGACCCCACUGUCGACAAGACGCAAUCUCUAGUCUAUAAGACCAAGAUUCGACGGCUGUACGACAUUGCCAACAUCCUGACGAGCCUGGGUCUCAUCCGCAAGGUCACGGUUACGGAGUCUCGGGGCCGCAAGAGCGCCUUCAAGUACAUCGGUCCCGACAUUGGCACGGCUAGCACGGAUGAAGACGUUCAAGUCCAGACGCAGUCACGGCACUCUCUCGUCGCCACUGGAUUUUCGUUCAAGAAAAUCUCCAAGUCGAAAGAUGAGAAUUCAACAUUGAGGUCGCAGUCCCCGGGCUCCAACGAAUGCACCGCGCAAGUCCUGGAGUUGCUGCAACGGACACAAGAACGUUCCAAGCGCGGCUCGUCGCGACUGAUGCGGACGCACAGCGACGACAUUUCGGCGCCCUCGCGGAAGUGCCGGCGCGGACCCCAGUUGGCUGCGGCGGCCAAGCCCGCGUCGUCGUCGUCGAAGAGCCUGGCUCGGCACGCCAGCUUCCAUGACAUCUGCGAGGUCGCCGAGAUGGAGCGCCGCCGCCUGUACUCCGAGGAAGAGGAGAAUCAUCGGGAGUUGUCAACCCGUGACAGACCUGCGGGGGACGGCAACGCUGUCACAGACUCCGAAAAGUCUUUUGGCGAUGUGGAGUCUGGAAUCGGUGCAGCUUCUCCAAGCAAGGUGCGGACAUCCAACGCUAAACAGGCCGAAGCCAAGGAGAGCGAGCUGAGCGCUUCGACGGAGUCUCAUGUGAUCACCCUGUCCGAGGAGCAGUACACCAGCCUGCUGCAGUCGCUCAACUUGCCGAUACACUCGAAGCCAAUCAUUAGCAUCCAGCAGGAGAAGAAGGCCGAGCAACCUUGCAAAUGUUCAGGCAGCCAGCAGCCGCAGACUCCUCAGCCAACUGUGCCACGGCAGACGAUGGCGCUGCAGACGCCAGCACAGCAGAAGCCAGCUCAGCAGGUGCCAGUAGUGCAGACAUCGUUAGUGCAGACGCCAACACUGCAGACGCCAGCACUGCAGCAGACGCCGGCACAGGAGACGCCGGGGCAGCAAACUACUACAGUGCUGGCAGCGACAGAUGUGCCGACCAUCCUGACGCCCACGUUCCGCUGGAUUAUCGAGCACGACCAACGGACACCGUCUGGGAACGGCGGCACCGAAGAGGUGAUCACAGCACUGGCCCUCCCGGCCGCAGCCCGCAAGCUGACGUACGACAGCGUUCCGACGACGCCGGCCUCUCCGGGAGCCGCGGAGGAGAGUCUCGUCCUCAGCAUAACGUCCGCAGAGGCGGCAGACGACUCGACCCUCAAGCUGCCGACGACGACGGCGGGGCCAGCAGCCGGAACGGUAACGCCGCUGACCCCUAACUACUAUGCGUGCUUCGUUCGCGCUCCCUCUUCCUCGCCCGAGGUGUUGCCUCUGGUCACUACAGGCGCGUCCUCGUCUUCACCGCAGAUACCCAUCUUCUCGCCAACCAACUGCAUGCUCACCCUUUCACCCGUCGUUCUUGGCGCGGCCCACCAUGGCCAGGCCGCAAUGUCGACCAUCACGUUCCCGGCGGGAACGAGGCUCUUGACUGCCACCACGCCAGGAGCGGCGCCGACGGCUGCCGAGAAAAAGGUCUCGACGGCUGCGCGUAAGUUGACGCUGACAAAGUAGGAACAAUAUUUUAAAGAGCGCUGCUUACCCUCAGCAAAAUCUGCCGGUGAACAAUCAUGGUUUUGCGCUGGUGGCUGUGAAAACAAUUUUUGCAUUGAAUUCGAGUAUGUGGAACAGACUACGAAAAAGAAAAGAAAAAUUACUGAAGAAUAAAAAAAGAAAGCUUUAAAUUAAAAUCCUCGGGACACAGUGAAGCUUGAAUUUCUUGCGGCUUAGCUUGUGGGGCUGCCCAGUUCAGUCGAAAAAGACUUUACAUUGACCCGUCGAAGUAUGGCUUCUAGUGGCACGGCAGUUACGGACAGAAUCUGAACUCGAUUGCAAAUUUCGUCUGCUGCGUCUGCAGUGCAAGUGCAGUCAACAAAGCGAAGCAACGAAGAGCUCCGAUGUCGCUGGAUCGUUUUUCGCUCUGUGGCCAGGCGCCGUCCGUCCCUCUCGAGGAACUCCCAGAGCGCAGAGUGAAGCGAUUCGUUUUGUUCCUCAACCGUGAUUCAACGGCACGUGUGGUGAGGCAUUCCUUUCGUGUGCUACGAAGCGUGCGUGUGUGCGAUGUACGACGCCACAGAUCUCUCCACGUUUCUGCAACGCACCAUCUAGAGUGGUUUAUAAAAGACGUGUGGUGUGCAAGUGUGUUAGAAUUAGGACAUUCACCUUGUCAAAAGUUUCACAUUUCUUUUCUUUUUUUUUCGCGGUGUGACACGACGUUUACGUGAAGAUGACGCAUUACGGCUUUCGUGCUCGGUAGCGUGUGUUGAGAGACGUGGAAAAGUGAUGUUCCAUAGCGUAUCCACCGUACUCGAACUGUGCUAAAGUGUGCUAAGCCUCUUAGGUUCAAGUGUCAAGCAUGUUCAUCUGGCUUGGCCACUACCUUCAAGUACGUGUUUGUGUGCUGCAUGACAUCGGAACAGGACACGUUCUGCUGUGUGACUGUCUCCAUCCCGGCAUCGCCGAAGAGCACCGAGACGCCGAACCCUUCAAGAUUCAAGUGCAGAACGCGAGCGAGGAAUCCUGCUGCAACAUUACGGCUGCAUAGUGAGCCUUUGAACGUUUUGUGCAACGUACAGGCUUCUGUACAUUCACCGUUGUGCAAAAGUUGCAUGCACGUGAGCUUUGCUGCUGAGCUUAGCUUGUGACUAGUUUUUUUUUUUUUAUGGUAGUGACGCAAUCAUUUUUUUUAGUCACUUGUUACACGCCCGGUAUUGUUGUUUGGGCAUUGUUGGAGAGUAGUGAGCUCUAAAUGCACCCUCGAAGGGCUUAGACUGACUUCUCGUUGCCAUCCAUGACAUCAUUUUUUUUUUUUGCCACUGUUAGCACUCUCAUCAUCAGUCUCGUUUUCAUUUUUUUUUUUGUCAUCAAGUGAAUCACUUUUGGGUUUGAAAGGGUUGUUUAGGGUUCAUACUUAGUCACUGUUCAGGCAUGAAAAAUGGUUUAGGUUCAGGGUGUACCACACCACGUGCUCACUGCCAUACAUAAAUGUUUUUUUUAAUGUGGUAAUGGUUCCGGGAUGAAUGUGCAUUCCCACUGGGCAGCACUCUAGUGUUGGCUUUUAUUUAUUCACACAGGCACUUGUAAAUAGUAGUCCUAAAACACCAGUAAUUUGCCUCCCUCUGCAACUUUCAUAACGACGUCGGUGACUGUGUCAGAGAUUCCUGCAUCUGGACUUCUGUUCAUAGAGACUCUUUUGUUUCACCGUACAAAAUGAGGUGUUUAUUAUUAAUUUUUUUUUGGCUGAUUGGUCGCUGUUGUGAAACACUGCUCUUAUCCUUGAUGUAGCUUUGCAGAGAAGCAAUGAAUGCAAAUAAGAAAUAAAGUACUAUAUAAGUGUCACACUGUUGGCACGGCGAAU